AGGGCUGUUGGGUUAUUGGGGGCUCUGGCUGAUAGAGAUCGAAUCGCGUCAGGAGCAAAGGCCUUGCGACAGCUUUGUGACCCCCAUACCUCUCAGCCCACCAUCGCCCGAAUACUCACCCCCCCGAUCUGUCCCCCAGCUUCUCCGGUGAUGGAACUUUGAUGUAAUGUAGAAGUCUUCGUGCCUCAGAUGCCAUGAAUUCGCACCAAGCAGACGAGAUGGCGCAUCGAGAGCGCGACUCGGUAGAGCGACACCACCGAGACCCUCGAGACCCCCCAUACCCUGCGUCGACAGGAACACCUCAUCAUAGCAAUGCUGGCUCCCUCCCCAUCCACCAGCCGGUUGCCUCGAGACUUCCAGGUGCGAUACACAGUCCCGGCGGACUGCUGGCCAGCCACGGUUCUGCUCCCUCCAUUCCAAUAGGCGCUCCCUCUGCUGCCUCCUUUCCCGGCGGCCCUCUUGCCGAUGUCACGAACCGACCACCUCCCCAGAACGCCCAAACUGCAUCCAGCCAGAUGUUUAGUGCCAUCGGCGGCUCGACCCCUGUCCCAGCUACAUCCGCUGCCGCUGGGGCUGCCCUGGCUCUAGGCCCUCCUCUGCAGCAGGAAAACAGCCGCCCGCCGACACAAGGAAUACCGUUUGUUGGUGGUGGCGGUGCCCCAAGCUCGGGAGGUCCUCCCAUGCCCCCCGGUGCUGGGGCAUUGCAGCAAGGCCAACAGCCCAUCUUGAAUGAUGCUCUCAGCUAUCUAGACCAGGUAAAAGUGCAGUUUGCCGAGCAACCGGACGUCUAUAACAGGUUUCUCGAUAUCAUGAAAGAUUUCAAAAGCCAAACCAUCGACACACCUGGCGUAAUCAAAAGAGUUUCCGAGCUUUUUGCCGGCCACCCGAACCUAAUCCAGGGCUUCAACACCUUCCUACCGCCCGGCUAUAGAAUAGAAUGCGGAGAGGGCAAUCCGAGCCAUAUCCGAGUCACGACGCCUAUGGGCACAACCCUGCAACCCAUCACAGCCGGAAAGUUCAACUUUGCCGAAACCACUUCCAGUCAGCCAGCAUCAGGCGCAAGCUUCUUCGCGAGCCGUACGAGCAAUUGGCAACAACAGCAGUCCCAACCACAAAAUAGUAUAGAAAGCCCGGAAGCUCAGUUCAGUACGCCUGCCGUCAGUGUGCCUGGGCCCAGUCUUUUUGGUCAAAGUCAGGGCCAGGGUCAAGGUCAAGGUCAAGGCCAACCUCCCAGCUCGGCAGGCGCGUUCGACGGCCCUACGCCAGCACAACCUCAACGAGGCAGUUCGCAAGUGCCCAACUCGACAACGCCUAAUGCUCCAGGCACGCGGAACGCUCUCACUCCCACUCCUGGAACUCAAAACAGUGCGAACGGAAGUGCAGCCCAGGCCGCCAACAUGGAGAAGCGCGGGCCCGUGGAAUUCAACCACGCUAUUAGCUAUGUGAACAAGAUCAAGAAUCGCUUUCAGGAUAAGCCUGAGAUUUAUAAGCAGUUCUUAGAAAUUUUGCAGACUUACCAGCGAGAGCAGAAGCCUAUUCAGGACGUCUAUGCCCAGGUCACCAGUCUUUUCAACACUGCCCCUGAUCUUCUCGAGGACUUCAAGCAAUUCUUGCCCGAGACUGCAGCAUCCACUAACAAGGGCGGCUUAUCCCGCUCCGAAGAACCGCUUGGCCUGGCCGUCAUGGCCCAGUCGACUCCUCAGCCGAGCCAUACCAUUCGUGAUGGUCAGAAGAUGCCUCCUGUCGGCAACUUUGCACCUCCCAGCGCGAGCAAAGAGAACAAGAAGCGACCGCGCAAUGACAAGGCCCCGCCCGCUUCGGCACCCAGUAUAGCAGAGACAAGCCUUGUCCCUGUUGGUCAACGACCUUUACCCGGCGCAGUCAGUAGCAGCACCAACAAUACCAACAAUACCAUCAACAACAGCACCAACAAGAGACCAAAGCUGGGUCACAAGCCACUUGCCGCUGAUGUUCCAUCGAUUGAACCCACCCUGACACCCGUCAUGCCCGAGCCUCUUCCGCCGGCACCGGAUAGCCAAGCCUCUUCUGAAGAAGUUGGUUUCUUCGAGAAGGUUAAGAAACACAUCAGUAAUAGAGCUACGAUGACCGAGUUCUUGAAGCUCUGUAAUAUGUAUUCUCAGAAUCUCAUCGACAAGGACGACGUUAUCCACAAAGCAAGCCACUUUAUUAGCGGUAAUCCUGAACUGCUCAAGUGGUUCAAAGAGUUCAUGGGGUACGAAGGCUGGGACGAGAAUAUCGAAAACCGACCCCAGCCACCGAAUGAGAAGGUCUCCCUCAGCAACUGCCGUAGUGUCGGACCAAGUUACCGCCUUUUACCCCGCAAGGAGAAGCUGAAGCCUUGCAGUGGCCGUGACGAGAUGUGUAACGCUGUCUUGAAUGAUGAGUGGGCCUCGCAUCCUACGUGGGCUUCCGAGGACUCGGGUUUCGUUGCCCACCGCAAGAACGCGUUCGAGGAAGGGCUGCACCGCAUCGAGGAAGAGCGUCACGACUAUGACUUCAACAUCGAGGCGAACCACAAGUGCAUCCAGUUGUUGGAGCCUAUUGCUCAGCAGAUGCUCAAUAUGUCUCCACAUGACCGGGAACAUUACAAUCUACCUCAAGCCUUGAACGGUACCAGCACGUCUAUCUACAAGAGAGUUCUCAAGAAGAUCUACGGCGCAGAAAAGGGCGCCGAGGUCGUGAACGACAUGUUCGAGAACCCCUUCGCUGUCGUGCCGGUUGUCUUGGCCCGUCUCAAGCAGAAGGAUGAAGAGUGGCGAUUUACGCAACGAGAAUGGGAGAAAGUCUGGCAAGCACAGACCGAAAUCAUGCACUUGAAGAGUUUGGACCACAUGGGCAUCCAGGUUAAGCAGAGUGAUAAGAGGACUCUUUCGGCUAAGCACCUGAUCGACUCUAUCAAGACAAAGCAUGAGGAGCAACGACGUCUGCGCAGCGUCAAAUCCAAGGUUCCCCGAUAUCAGUACUCCUACGAACUGGACGAUCAAGAAGUCCUGCUCGACCUGCUUCGUUUCAUGGUCCUCUAUGGGACGAACAAUGGCCAUCAUAGUGCAUCCGAGAAGGAGCGCAUUAUCGACUUCUUCGAAACUUUCAUUCCACAGUUCUUUGAUUUGCCCGAGGACAAAGUGGCCGAUCGCCUUCGCGACAUUGAUCGCGAGUCCGUGGAGGACGACGCCGAGGAGCAACUCCCUGCCGAGUUAACUAAUGGAAGAUCUCGUCGUAAUGGGAAGAGGUCUGACCUCCUACGUGGCGUUCUGGAUCCGGGCCGCAACGGAACAAAAGGUCGAAAGGAGAAGGAAGGCAGUGCCGCUUCUGGUAGCAAAGAGAGCACACCUGACACUGGUUCCGGCAAUGAAGAGGAGACGGCCGAUGUCCACGACGAGGCAGCUCCUCCCGAGAUGUCAAACGAGCGAUGGCUCCCCAUCGUGCCGCGUGCCACGGUCGUCAAGGGAUCCCGAGAUCUGUUGGACGCUGAUGGCGAGCUCAAGGCUGAUGGCUUCUUCCCACGUCGGUAUUACCACUUCUUCUGCAACCAGACCAUCUACGUCUUCUUUACUGUUUUCGUGAGACUAUACCAGCGUCUGAAGGAUGCUAAGGAGAGUCGGGCUAGCGUGCUGGAGGAGAUUGCUCGGUCGAGGAGUAAGAAACCUGCCAAGCAACUAGGCAUUGCCGUCAACGAGAUGAGCUAUUUCGACGAAGAUGACCCAGCUUCAUUCUGGCCCAAGACAGUUGAACUGGUGGAGGAUUACAUUACCAAUGAGAUCGACGACAACCGCUACCAAGAAGUCCUCCGCCACUAUUAUCUCAAGAAGGGAUGGAAGCUGUACACCAUACAGGAUCUUCUCAAGACACUGUGCCGACUCUCUUUGGUCUGCAACAGCACUGACUCAAAGGAGAAGACGUCCGACUUAGUUUCACAGUUCUUACACAGCCGUGCGGAGAAGGAGACUAGCUUCCAAACCGAGAUGACCGCACGUACUUUCGCACAGAAGUGCGUGAAGGACGGCGAUCUGUUCUUGAUUCAAUGGUUCCCCAAUAAGUCGAACGCAACCAUUCGCUGGCUGCAACGGGAUGAGACUACUUUCCAUAUGGACGAGUUGGAACUCAAGGAACGCUGGCAGUACUACAUUUCAUCUUUCAUGCGUGUGGAGCCCACGGAAGGGGUUCCGCGCCAGAAGCUUCGAAAGCCAGUGCUUGCCCGCAACCUCCCAUCUAGCGAUGUGGAUUCCGAUGACGGCAACCUACCCAAGGCCAUUCAGUUUGACGAGAAUCUGAUCCUCAAGAUUUGUUUGAACACCAACAAGAUGGGCUUCGAGAAAGGUACAUCGGAGUACUUCAUCUACAACACCAUUCCCGUGACGGCUGAAGAGCAGACCGCCGCCGAAGAACGCCGCAACAUGGUUCAUGAGUGGCGGGAGCAGCGCCUGAAGGAGCGUUAUGUGAUGAACAACGGAUGGUUGAGUGAUGGUUGGAUGAAGAACUUGCCUCAAGAUGAGGUUCAAAGAGCAAACGAGAACUUCCAGAAAUGGGUCAAGGAUGGCGUGACGCCGUCGUCCAGUCUACGGGACGAGGUUAUGGGCGAUGUCGAGUAGGGAGCGGCCACGACUAUGGACGACUGCUCCUGGCGUCACCGCCGCAUCAUCACUUGGCUCAUGCGUUCUGCUUAUUUGAACCUUUCAUUCCUCAUCGUUCAGCCAUGAGUACAUACGUGUAUGGAAUGAACAUAGGAGCAUCGCGUUAGGCGUUUAAGGCGUUGAGGCGAUGAGACAAGAGCUCUACAGCCUCGCUGUGUUACGGGCUUUUGGUGGAGGUCUGCUUGUGGCCGCGCUAAUCGUGUUUCUUCGCAGUUGGAUUCCCCUACUCUCGAGGUUUUCAUAGUUUCCUUUCGUUGUCAUGUGGUGGCGGUAGUGCUUAAUGACGAUACACACUCAUGAGUCUUACGGCAUCAAUCUCACACCAUGUCGGGGUGGAAAGAGAUAAGACUUGAUUUGAGCACUUUGCUUGUAUAAAUAGAUCGAUCAGCAACGUUUUCUCACUUGUGAAUACACAAUUCUUUCGCACGA
Messenger RNA from Truncatella angustata, 5081 nucleotides. RefSeq lists its product as uncharacterized. The coding region runs from base 195 to 4610 and encodes 1471 amino acids. Gene Ontology annotation, cellular component: chromatin; Sin3-type complex. The record is from RefSeq and is a predicted model, not a curated record. The transcript has 6 exons. Lineage: Eukaryota; Fungi; Ascomycota; Sordariomycetes; Amphisphaeriales; Sporocadaceae. Gene Ontology annotation, molecular function: transcription corepressor activity. Gene Ontology annotation, biological process: negative regulation of transcription by RNA polymerase II.